Messenger RNA from Haemonchus placei, 342 nucleotides. The record is from the annotation of a GenBank genome assembly. Lineage: Eukaryota; Metazoa; Nematoda; Chromadorea; Rhabditida; Trichostrongylidae.
UUGUUUUUUUUAAUUGCAGAUUAUGUGCAAUGUGACUAUUGUGGUCGAAACUUCAGCGAGAGUGCUGCAGAAAGACAUAUUCCAUUCUGCAAAGAACAAAGUUCACGUAAAGGCGUGAGCAGCACCAUCAAGCCAUUGACAAGUCACCGAAAGCAGUCUACAGGAAGGCAUGAGUUCAUCUUCCGUGAUUUCCACGCCAAGAGCGGCUUCUUAAAAACGGUUGAACAGCUCCGAAUCGUAAAUGACGGAACGGAACAGAAUCAGCGGGGGAAGAGACUUCCCAAGUAUGUUGUGUUGACCGCAGCAUCCAAUUCUCAGUUUCAGAAGCCCUUUCAUAUGUGA